This is a messenger RNA of Striga hermonthica, 1218 nucleotides long. Lineage: Eukaryota; Viridiplantae; Streptophyta; Magnoliopsida; Lamiales; Orobanchaceae. The record is from the annotation of a GenBank genome assembly.
AUGAGGGAGGUGCCAUCUCAAAAACAACAAUUCCAGAUUUUCCCACCCCGUAGAACUCGAAAGUGGACUUACACAGGGACUAUCGAGAAUGCGGGCGCUCUAAGCUAUCUUCACUUGCUCGACCAGGAGCCACCGAAAUCUCCUGAAACUCCUAGGCACAGAAGCUUGUCCCCAAUGAGGCCAAACAGGAUUGGACAAAUUACGGUUAAAGAGGAGCCAUAUCUAAGUGCACCACCAGGCUUCACUAGUCCAAUCUCAUCUCCAAAAGCUGGCAGUCUGACUACUAAGAGGGAAGUGGAAAAACCACGCAAGAGACCAAGCUUUGACUGGACGUACACUGGACCUGUCGCUAACUCGACUGCACCGUUGCUCGAUUUAGACCCACCAACUUCACCUAAAACCCGAGCGGAAACUUCUAGGCCCCAAAACCGGAUGGGACAAAUUUCGACGCCAUUUCCUUACCCGGAGCCCAACCCGUUCAAUACGACAAACCCGGCCCGAACCCGAUCUCGCUCGCCAAACCCUUUCCCCAUGCAAAAGGUACAAACCCGAGCGGAAACUUGUAGGCCCCAAAACCGGAUGGGACAAAUAUCGGCGCCCAGCUCGAAGCCCAACCCUUUCCAUCCGACUAGCCCGGCCCAAACCCGAGCCCGAUCUCGCUCGCCAAACCCUUUUCUCACCACAUCACACCAGCAGAACAACAUCCCCCGGAAGCCUCGUUCGGGCCCAAAGCAGAAUCCAGUAGCAGAGAACAAAAAGCCCGGUGGGCCGUAUCCAAUGUCCGGGCACAAAAAGCCCGGUGGGCCGUAUCCAAAGUCCGGGCCGAACCCGAAACCGGUCGACGAGCUGUUCUGCCAGCUGUGCCAGGCGAGCUGCUCGAGCGCCCGCACCAUGAGCCAGCACCUGAACGGGCGUGCCCACAAGGCCAAGCUGAAGUGGGUGCAGAUGAAGAGCUCGGCAGGGGGAAGAAACAUCCGGAAGCCCCCGACUUGCGAGGUGUGCGGGAUCUGGUGCUCCGACGGCUACGCGCUUAACAUGCACCUGCGGGGGAAGAAGCACGAGGCCAAGGUGAAGGUGAAAGAGUUGGAGGGAAACGGGAAUCUUGUCGAUAAGAGGCCGAUAAAGUGCCAGCUGUGUGGGGUCGACUGUAUGAAUGCGGAUAACUUUGCGAUGCAUCUCAAGGGGCGGGCCCACGCCAGUCGUAUGGGGAGGGUGUGA